Chiroxiphia lanceolata (lance-tailed manakin) is the source of this 3346-nucleotide messenger RNA. It is a transcript of the gene PTP4A2, whose product is annotated as protein tyrosine phosphatase 4A2. Gene Ontology annotation, biological process: protein dephosphorylation; positive regulation of cell migration. The record is from RefSeq and is a predicted model, not a curated record. The transcript is spliced from 6 exons. The coding region runs from base 831 to 1334 and encodes 167 amino acids. Gene Ontology annotation, cellular component: nucleus. Gene Ontology annotation, molecular function: protein tyrosine phosphatase activity. NCBI's taxonomy places the organism in Eukaryota, Metazoa, Chordata, Aves, Passeriformes, Pipridae.
AGGCUCCUGUAUAAAUGGAAACUCGCCUCGAAACUCCCCGAACGAACCAGGCAGGGUCUGACUCAGAACUGCAGUUAGUACUUAAAGGAGAGAAAAAAAGAGAAACCCACCACUAGCAGCAGCCAGAAAACUCUAUCUCCUUAUGACUCAACGUGUAGAAAUACUUGGAUUUAAUCAACUCAGCUGCUGGAGAGGAAAGAUCAGUUGGAGUUAAGGUGUCCCGUCGGAGGAGACGUCCCACAUUUAUGGCGAUUCUGAGCGUGAGGGCAGAAUUCUGCCAGGCCCAGCACAGCCUCCUGGCUCACAAGUGAGCUCAGGGCAGGCAAGGGGGGGGUCCCACGUGCCAUAAUUCCUUCGCCUCGGAGCCCCCGGCCACAGCGGACCCACUCAGAUAUAUGGGAUAUCUCCUGCCCCUUGGAAGCGGAUCCCUCGCAGUGACUCUGGCAAAGCGAAGCGUCAGGAAAACAAAGUGGAGAGAAAACCUGCCCUCACCUUUCUGCCUCACCAGUGCCUAAAUGUAGAACAGGCUGCCCAGUGUUGCACGUAGUCGGAGAAUUUGUGGAGUCUGGAGGAAACCACCCGCAGCAGUUGAGGCCCAAGUUGAGUUCAAGUGGAUCCUGAAGCAAACCUGCUUUUCUAGAAGUGACAUCCGUAAGGAACAAACACGUCAAAGCAAGCUCUGAUCAAUCCCAGGCAUAUUAGCGGUCUUUUUGAUGUUUUCUGCUGUGAAACCUUUCCAAAGUUAUUGAUUUUUUUUUUUUAAUUUUAUUUCUUUUUUUUUGUGUUUGGUUGUUUUUUUUUUUGGCCCCUUACACAUUUUAUUUGCCAUUAUGAACCGUCCAGCCCCCGUGGAAAUUACUUAUGAGAACAUGCGUUUCCUGAUCACUCACAACCCAACCAAUGCGACCCUCAGCAGGUUCAUCGAGGAGCUGAAGAAGUAUGGAGUGACAACCUUGGUGCGAGUCUGUGAUGCCACUUAUGAUCAAGCUCCCAUUGAAAAGGAAGGAGUCCGGGUUCUAGACUGGCCCUUUGACGAUGGAGCACCACCCCCAGGUCAGAUAGUUGACGACUGGCUAAACCUCUUGAAAGCCAAAUUUCGGGAGGAGCCUGGAUGCUGCGUGGCUGUUCACUGUGUUGCAGGGUUGGGAAGGGCUCCCGUUCUGGUUGCACUUGCUCUCAUUGAAUGUGGAAUGAAGUACGAGGAGGCAGUUGAGUUCAUAAGGCAGAAAAGGAGGGGAGCUUUCAAUUCCAAACAGCUGCUUUACCUUGAGAAAUACCGACCUAAGAUGAGAUUACGCUUCAAAGAUGCCAACGGUCACUGCUGUGUUCAAUAAAAACAUGGUCUCAAACGAAGGCAGAAGUUAACAUGGCUCUUUUCUGGACUCUUGGCACCUGGAAAUGUGAAUCUGGAAUCAAACUACGUCAUCAAAUUAGUGGUGGAGUCAGUGCUCCUCAACCUCUGUCCUAAGGGUGAUGAUGAUUGAAAAAAAAAAAAAAUUAAAAAAUAAUAAUAAACCCCCCACCCCCCAAUUAAGAGAAACAUUUCAGUGAAGGAUUGUUUUCUCCUCGAGCUGCAGUUUGAACAUCUGCAAGGAGAAAAUCACUUUCUGAACCUUCUGUAUUUUUAACUUUUUAAGAAAAGAAAUAAAGUAAAUUUUAUGUCUAAGGAAAACCAGCAGAGCAUUGGCUUGUGCAGAAACUAUUUUCUUGAUUUGAGGGAAGUACCCCCCCAGUCAGGGCCUGAGACAUGAAUUCCUCUCUUAAACUCUUUUAAAUGGAGUUGCCUUUUGUUUUUUAACCUUGCUGGGACCUGGCAGAGACACGAGGAGGAGCCUUAGUUGCUGUCUGGGAACAGUCUGACAGCCUUAAGCCCAGUUUGGGCAUAUCCUAGAGAUUGGGUGAUGUCUGUGUCCUGUGUCUACGUGGAGUUCAGGUGUGGGGAGAAAAAAAACUGAAGGGCUUUAACAGAAAUCUCACUGCCUGAUACCUUUGGGGAAUCUGCUAAAGCCCUUUUCUGAGUGGUGGGAGAUUGUGUGUGUGUGUGUGUGUGUGUGAUUUUCUGUGUGUGUGUGUCAGUCUGAUUUUUUCCAAAGAAUUUGGCUGAAAUGUUAAUUAUCUUUCUGUUGCUGGACAGAAAAAUCUAUCCUGGCAGAAGACUGAUGUUCCAAAGUGUCCUGGGUGAGCGAGGGGCAGUUCAGACAAGGACUUAAAAUUAAUUUAUCUGUCCCAAGGAAGACGAAGAGGCUUUUUUGCUGCUGUCCAGAUUCUCUGCCUUGGCUGAGCACAGGAAAUCAGGAUUUGGGGGAGGGUCUCCUUUGUACCCUGUGAGGUAAAGAUGAGUCAAUGCCUGGGGUGGGGAUUUCAGUUCAGUUUAACCACUUAUUGCCUUGUUAUUUCUUAUUAGGUUCUUUUGGAGGGAGAGCCUCUGGUUCCACACCAACAUGCCUGUCAUUGCUCACCCCUGGCAGAGCAGAAACACGCUGAUUUUUGGAGGGUGGACUGGCACCACCUUCUUUUUGUGCCAGUGAAUUAACCAAGUCAUUUUUAGAGCCUCUAAGGAAGCAAUUUUGGCCAGGCUGCUUCUACCAAACACAUGUUACUGUAGUGCCCUGCCCCAGCAGUGACUUCUGUCUGUACUAUCCAGCCCUGGAAGGCUCUGGAUACAGGUUUAGGGUCCUGGGAUGCUUUGCUGUGGAGCACCAAAGGCAGGUGUUGGUCUGUACCUGCAGCAGGUGUGGCCUCGUACCCAUCUCUUCCCGAUACCUCAGCAGCUGCCUGCCCAGGAUUUCCCCCUCUUCCAGACUCCUGCUUUUAGUCUGCAGCUUAACUGUGCAAAAACACAGGUAACAGACUUUUUAAGAGUUCUAUUCCUGGGAGAGGUUUAUAAAUUUAAGCAAAAAAAAAAAAAACACAGGUACUUGUCAGGCCCCUCAGGGGAGAUCCCCAAAAUCCGGUGUGUCCCUGCCUCCAGCUGUGGUGUUGUACUUGAGCUCCUUCCUCCCUGUACCACGUGGAACAUUUCUGAGUUCUUUAAUAGAUAAAGGAGAUGCAGAAGUGUUUGUGGUGUGGGUGCCUGUCCUUGGGAAUGACGUGUCUGGUGGUGUCCGAGUCCGGGUGGAAGGGGGAGAUGGUGCUGAAAUUACCCAAUUCUGGCCUUUACCUUCCCCUCACAAACCACAAGCCUGAUGUUCUAACUGUUCCUGCAAGUGAAAAGUGAUGUUUUUUUAGUCACAUGAAAUAAUUGGUGUUUAGUUAAAGCUGAUUUGACAAAUGAUGGAAGUCAGAUUGGAGGGGAAGGUGUUGAGCUGGAUUAAAAACCCAAACCCCACGUCCUUCUGAAAAAAAA